Messenger RNA from Orycteropus afer afer, 1116 nucleotides. It is a transcript of the gene SLC35F6, whose product is annotated as solute carrier family 35 member F6. The record is from RefSeq and is a predicted model, not a curated record. The coding region runs from base 1 to 1116 and encodes 371 amino acids. The transcript has 6 exons. Gene Ontology annotation, cellular component: intracellular membrane-bounded organelle; membrane. Gene Ontology annotation, molecular function: transmembrane transporter activity. Lineage: Eukaryota; Metazoa; Chordata; Mammalia; Tubulidentata; Orycteropodidae. Gene Ontology annotation, biological process: transmembrane transport.
AUGGCGUGGACCAAGUACCAGCUAUUCUUAGCCGGGCUCAUGCUCGUCACCGGCUCCAUCAACACGCUCUCGGCAAAGUGGGCAGACAACUUUGUGGCUGAGGGCUGUGGAGGGAGCAAGGAACACAGCUUCCAACAUCCCUUCCUCCAGGCAGUGGGCAUGUUCCUGGGAGAGUUCUCCUGCCUGGCUGCCUUCUACCUCCUCCGGUGUCGAGCUGAGGGACACUCAGAUUCCAGCGUGAACCCCCAGCAGUCCUUCAACCCUCUACUUUUCCUGCCCCCAGCCCUCUGUGACAUGACUGGGACCAGUAUUAUGUAUGUAGCUCUGAACAUGACCAGUGCCUCCAGCUUCCAGAUGCUGCGGGGAGCAGUCAUCAUAUUCACAGGCCUAUUAUCAGUGGCCUUCCUGGGGCGGAGGCUAGCACUGAGCCAGUGGCUGGGCAUCCUUGCCACCAUCGCAGGGCUGGUGGUCGUGGGCCUCGCCGACCUCUUGAGCAAGCACAAUGAUCAGCACAAGCUCAGCGAAGUGAUCACAGGGGACCUGCUGAUCAUCAUGGCCCAGAUCAUCGUCGCCAUCCAGAUGGUGCUAGAGGAGAAGUUCGUCUACAAACACAACGUGCACCCACUCCGGGCAGUUGGCACCGAAGGCCUCUUUGGCUUCGUGAUCCUCUCACUGCUGCUAGUGCCCAUGUACUACAUCCCUGCUGGCUCCUUCAGUGGGAACCCUCGCAAGUCGCUGGAGGAUGCAUUGGAUGCCUUCUGCCAGGUGGGCCGGCAACCACUCAUCGCCCUGGCACUGCUGGGCAACAUCAGCAGCAUUGCCUUCUUCAACUUUGCUGGCAUCAGUGUCACCAAGGAACUGAGCGCUACCACCCGCAUGGUGCUGGACAGCAUGCGUACUGUGGUCAUCUGGGCCCUGAGCCUAGUGCUGGGCUGGGAGACCUUCCACUCCCUGCAGAUCCUCGGCUUCCUCAUCCUCUUGACAGGCACUGCCCUGUACAAUGGGCUGCACCGCCCACUGCUAAGCCGUCUGUCUCGGAGCCGGGCCCCAGCAGAGGAGGGCGAACAUGAGAGACUCCUGGGUGGCACCCAGACCCCCAUCAAUGACACCAGCUGA